Messenger RNA from Colias croceus (clouded yellow), 1470 nucleotides. RefSeq lists its product as uncharacterized. The record is from RefSeq and is a predicted model, not a curated record. Lineage: Eukaryota; Metazoa; Arthropoda; Insecta; Lepidoptera; Pieridae. The transcript is spliced from 2 exons. Bases 38 to 1414 code for a protein of 458 amino acids. Gene Ontology annotation, molecular function: protein binding.
AUGAAAUAUCCUUUAAAUUCAUUAAAUAAACAAUAACAUGGUAGAAGAAACAAGACCCACACCUUUCGAUCUUAUAACCUUCCUACCCUAUGCAUGCAAACAAUUAGAAGCUUCUUUUGAUGUUAAAGUAGAAACUCGAAUUCUGGAGGAAUAUGUGAGUGCACAAGAAAAGAGUAAAAAACCAAUCCGAGAGAAAUCCAUAAUGCAAAACACAUCUCCGAUGCCAAUGUCACCAGAGAAAAUAGAAUCUCCCGUGGUAUUCCUGAGUGAUAACCAAGACCUGGAAAUCGUGUGCAUCUGCGCCGUGUGUGACACUGCUGGCCGCCUCAUAGAGUUGCUCUUCCAACGAACAACUAUUCCUAGACUCCUCCUCAAAGUUGUUACUCUGUGCAUACCAUAUCAACCCUAUCUUAAUAAAAUAUCAAUACGGUUGAGCACGAUCGACGGUUAUACCCUACAUGAGAUCACCAAUUGUCUUCCACAAUCGCACAUCACAGAAAUAUGCCUCAAUGAUUCUCCAGUACUGCAACGCAACUACUAUUUGCUACUCGAAUAUCAAACCCAAUUGAAAUGUUUGAGUCUCGAUAGAUGUGAACUAGAGGAUGAUGAUUGUGCUGCAAUUGCUGCUAAGUUGGUGUAUCCCCUUCCAGCGUCGAGAACUCUGUGCGUUUUAUCUCUAGUUUCUAAUUCUAUAUCGGAUGGGGGCGCCUCAGCAUUAGCAACGAUGCUUCGAAGUAAUCGGCAGCUACGUUUCCUCAAUCUAUCUGGAAAUCACAUAACGAAUACGGGAGCGUUAGCCAUCUUUCAUAGUCUUAUGGAAUUCUCAAUGACAUACGAAGAGAUUAUAUCGAAACGAAUGCGAAACAUACAGUAUAUAAAGCUGCAGAAGGAAGUUUACACGAAAUGUUACAAUGAAUUGAUCAAUACGUUCCAUAACCGCAAGUCGAUCGAUGAGCGCAGUACGGGACGAAAGAAAAUCAUGCCAGCCCCCGCCAAAGCGCCACGCACUGCGCUCGUUAGCUCCCGACCGAGCCAGGUGGAUAACGUCGCCUUAAAAGCCGAGAUGAUGACUCUCGACCUGAUCGGCGCAUAUAACGAUCCGUUUUGUGAUAGGGAUACCGUACAUAAGAAUGAGUACCUAUACUCGAUCGGUAACAUGAGCCUUUCGUAUCUGAAUUUGUCCCAUAACUAUCUAGAGCAGCCGAGCAUAAAGAAAUUGGUGGAGGUGAUGCGGUAUCAGUCAAAUCGAGCGAAGAAGCCGCAGCCGGGUUUGGUGCGUGUUGUGAUAGAAGGAAACCCACUGCCGCUGAGCAGCCGUGAACUAGACGCGCUGCAGGACCUGGCGGACGCAGCGGGCGCCAACCGACUCGGGGGGAUCAACAAAAGUGAGAAAUUCAGGGGGAAGUUGAGAUAGCUUUUAUAGGCAUUUUAAUGUAAUUUAGAUUUAUGAUACGUUUUAAGAAUUUCAUA